Messenger RNA from Microdochium trichocladiopsis, 1656 nucleotides. Its product is annotated as T-complex protein 1. Gene Ontology annotation, molecular function: ATP-dependent protein folding chaperone; ATP binding; ATP hydrolysis activity. Gene Ontology annotation, cellular component: chaperonin-containing T-complex. Lineage: Eukaryota; Fungi; Ascomycota; Sordariomycetes; Xylariales; Microdochiaceae. Gene Ontology annotation, biological process: protein folding. The record is from RefSeq and is a predicted model, not a curated record. The coding region runs from base 1 to 1656 and encodes 551 amino acids. The transcript is spliced from 5 exons.
AUGGCGAUGAACCUUGAUCUCGCCAAUGCUGCCGUCAUGAAGGACGAGCAGGGGCGGCCCUUCAUCAUCGUCAGAGAUCAAGGCAAGAAGAAGCGGCAAUACGGAAACGAGGCGGUCAAGUCCCACAUCCUGUCUGCGCGGACAGUCGCCAACAUUGUCAAGACAUCGCUUGGCCCGCGCGGCCUCGACAAAAUCCUCAUUUCCCCCGACGGUGACAUCACGGUAACGAACGACGGCGCCACGAUUCUGCAGCAGAUGGAGAUCAGCAACCACGUCGCCAAGCUACUUGUUGAGCUCUCCAAGUCGCAAGAUGACGAGAUCGGCGACGGCACUACUGGUGUCGUAGUGUUGGCUGGUGCGCUGCUCGAGCAAGCUGCCGAGCUCAUCGACAAGGGAAUCCACCCCAUUCGGAUAGCGGACGGCUAUGACCAAGCCUGCGACAUCGCAGUUGCCGAGCUCGACCGGAUAUCAGACGUUAUUGAGUUCGGACCCGACAACACCGAGAACCUGCUCAAGGUUGCAAAGACCAGCUUGGGCAGCAAGAUCGUGUCAAAGGCUCACGACCAGUUUUCCAAGAUUGCCGUCGACGCUGUCCUGUCCGUGGCAGAUCUGGAGCGGAAGGACGUUGAUUUUGAGCUGAUCAAGGUCGACGGCAAGGUCGGAGGCUCUCUGGAAGACUCGCUGCUUGUCAAGGGUGUGAUUAUCGACAAGGACUUCUCGCACCCCCAGAUGCCGUCCGAGGUCAAGGACGCCAAGAUUGCCAUCCUGACAUGCGCUUUCGAGCCUCCCAAGCCCAAGACGAAGCACCACCUCGACAUCACCUCAGUGGAGGAGUUCAAGAAGCUGCAAAACUACGAGCGCGAGAAGUUCAUAGAGAUGAUCCAGCAGAUCAAGGACACCGGUGCCAACUUGGCCAUUUGCCAGUGGGGAUUCGAUGACGAGGCCAAUCACUUGCUUCUCCAGAAUGAACUGCCCGCCGUUCGGUGGGUUGGUGGUCCCGAGAUUGAGCUGAUUGCCAUUGCCACAAAUGGACGUAUCGUGCCAAGGUUCGAGGAUCUGAAGGCCGAGAAGCUCGGCAAGGCCGGCGUUGUGAGGGAGAUGACCUUCGGUACCACCCGCGAGAAGAUGCUGGUCAUUGAGGAGUGCGCCAACACCAGAGCUGUCACCGUCUUCGUAAGAGGAAGCAACAAGAUGAUCAUCGACGAGGCCAAGCGGUCAUUGCACGACGCUCUCUGCGUUGUCCGCAACCUUGUUCGCGACAACAGAGUUGUUUACGGUGGUGGUGCUGCUGAGAUUGCCUGCUCUCUGGCUGUCGAGGACGCCGCCGUCAAGACGCCCGGCCUCGAGCAGUACGCCAUGCGCGCCUUCUCCGAGGCCCUCGACGCUGUGCCCAUGGCCCUCGCCGAGAACAGCGGUCUCAACCCCAUCGCGACCCUGGCCGAGGUCAAGUCUCAGCAGGUCAAGGCCGGCCCGGAGUCUCGUGGCAAGCUUGGUGUCGACUGCAUGCAGAAGGGCAGCAACGACAUGAAGGAGGCAUUCGUCAUUGAUCCUCUUAUCGGCAAGAAGCAGCAGUUGAUGCUGGCGACACAGCUGUGCCGCAUGGUCCUCAAGGUGAACAACGUCAUCAUCAGCGGCUCUGGCGAGGAUGACUUCUAG